Opisthorchis viverrini is the source of this 3545-nucleotide messenger RNA. RefSeq lists its product as hypothetical. Gene Ontology annotation, cellular component: site of double-strand break; checkpoint clamp complex. The transcript has 17 exons. NCBI's taxonomy places the organism in Eukaryota, Metazoa, Platyhelminthes, Trematoda, Opisthorchiida, Opisthorchiidae. Gene Ontology annotation, biological process: mitotic DNA replication checkpoint signaling; meiotic DNA integrity checkpoint signaling; double-strand break repair via homologous recombination. The coding region runs from base 1 to 3456 and encodes 1151 amino acids. The record is from RefSeq and is a predicted model, not a curated record.
AUGGUUGAACAGUGUCGCGUUCAUGAGCUUCGGAUUACAAACUUACUGUCGUCCUCUGGAGUCCUGACGUUGUCGAGGAUUAUGCUGCGUGAUGGAGACCAGUCGAACAUUCUGGGCGGUAACUUAUAUUUUGCUCAGACUUAUUUUCUAGGUGUUGUGGCCUUCGUCGAUGUAAAAUCUUCUCUAGGCAACCCGGCGCUCGCCAUAUCUUCUCGGUUGAAAAAUCUCGGUGCUGAAGUAGUCCAUUCUUUGACGAGCACUGUAACACAUGUGAUAUUCCGCAAUGGUUCUGAACUCACGAAACAGUGGGCCAGAAAAAGGAGAGUUCGGCUGGUUUCACCUCUGUGGGUAAAGGCAUGCUGCACUCACAACGUAAGAGUUGGUGAAGCUGCUUAUGCUUGUCGAGAGGAUAACAGCAUAUGUUUGAACGACUCAAGUGAAACUUCACAGCCCCCGAAACAAGCUGACUUAGCGCUUCCUCCCAACAAUUUGGUCAAGAGAGUAAGAAACAGUCUGAAGCUCCCUUCUCUGGAUAUUCCCAAACAUGUGCACCAGUUCUUCCAACGGAUUGAGCGGCGGAAGCAGCAGGGUCCAACUGGCGUCGAUGUGUUUUCCAGCAGUGAAUCUUCAGGUGAUGAGGAAAACUCUAAGACGGAAGUCGAUCCCGCUCGUUUUUCGUUGGAUCGACCCACUCACCGCACGGAAAUCAAACCUGUGGUCGGAGAGCAGCCGCCACUCCCAUUGGUUUCACUAAAAAAUAUCUCCCCUUCAACUGGCGUCUUAACAGAAGUGCAGAAUAACUGCCCACAUAUUCCGUUGGAUGGAGGACCGACAGAUGGUGGUACUACCAUACCUGAUCUCUCAGUCUUUGAGGGCACUCUGCACACGGCUCGCCACCUUACCCCUUUAAAUCCACUCAAUCCCGCUACGAAAUUGCUCACACCCGUGGCACGUUGUAACAAUCCUUUCAUCCCACGCUUCAAAAUGGUUUCAAACAACCAUACUCUACCUGCCACACGCAAACGCCUCUCUCCGGGUACGCCACUCACUCCUGAGGCUCUGGUUGAGUGGGUUAACGCCAAGAAGAAGCCUACUGUUUGGUCCAAUGUGGAAGCAUCCGUCACUCCAGUCAUCCACAAAGGGGAGGCUAAAAGGAAACGCCGAAAAAAGGUAAUUCGUGUUGUAGCUCGCAUGCCUUCGACUUCGCGUCGUCGAGAUGUAAAUAAGCCCAACAAGGAGGAACAUUCUGCUUCAACAGAUGACGAAACUCUUGAAUCCGACGCUUCCAGCUCUAAGCAACCAGAUUACCGGACUUCAGAAAAGAUCAGCGAACGCACUAAGCUUGCCCAACGAAUAUCUAUUAACACACGUAACAAAGGUGAUACCCACAAGCUUGGAGUUGCGUGCAGGCUUCGAAAGUCCAUCCCGGUAGAUAUUGACGCAUCACCAGGCGGUGCUGAUUCGGAGCCAGUCGCGUCGCGUAAAACCCAUACUCGAACACUGAAUGACAAGUCGUCCACAAAAGCGUCGUUCGGGAUAAAGCCUUUGACGAGUCGGAAUAGUUUGGAGGAUUUCAAACUACGACGUGUGAGACGUGCGUGUGGUGCAUCAGCAUCAUCGGAACUUUCACAUCAGAGCGUUGACCACCAUGGCCAACGUCAGAUUGUCAUCGCCUUUACAGGACUUCGCAAAGACGACGAAACCCUCCUCUGCACUUUGGUUCGGUCCAGUCCUCUAAUUGGUUACAAACUACUAAGCUCUCGUGCUACUGCUGGCAUUGCCCAUUUCCCACUUGAUUCAACCAGUAUGAAACGGUGUACCCAUCUAGUUACGAUUGACCCCUUCCGGCGGACAGUCAACCUUCUCCGUGGUCUGCUCAGUGGAGUACAGAUAGUGUCGGUUGAUUGGCUCAAAAAUUCGGCACAACAAGGACUUUGGUUGAGUGAACUCUCAUACCGACCCUCUGGUCUUCCUCGCAGUUCGCGCGUUCGGCUACUACCGAACCUCUUUCGGAAGGUGGGCUGCAUUUAUGUGGGUCAUUUAAGCAACCCCCCACGGCGUGAAAUAAUUGACCUACUUACCCUUGGGGGUGCAUCGACUACAAACAGAAAAAAGGUUGCCAACAUCAUUAUCGGUGAGAGCAUUCCAGAGGCCAUAUGUGUCAAGCCUACAUGGGUGUUCGUAUACUGUCCCAUUGUUAUCGUGAUUUCAUGUACACUGAUCUCAAAAAUCCUAAUACACCAUUUUUAUUUUGUGCGUUUUGUUGUUGCUUGUUUUCUAACCAAGGCGUUUUGCAUCAAACCUGCGAAUACUGUCAUUCAUCGCAAUUUCAGGCUCAGUAUGAAAUUUCGGAUCCGCACGAUCGACACGGGUUGUAUCGAGCAUUUUGCAAAUAUUGUUCACAUGGUAUCCACAUUAACCAAAAAUGCGAUCUUUCGACUGAACAAGGAUAACUUGACUUUUGUUAUCAAAGAACGUGCCGUUUUUGGAGGUGUUUCAGCCUGGUGCGAAUUGGACCAUGCAGCUCUCUUCUCGGAACGUGUUUGCGAAGGCCUGUCAGCUGACCAGGACGAAAUCCUGCUUGAAGUUGUGUUGGACCAAUUGAUGCACUGUCUACGUAUGGGCUCUGGUGGCACCACUAGUGGGACCACAUUCGCCACCUCGACUUCGGCUGUAGUUGGUGGACCAUUGACUACCGGAUCGGUGAACCAAGUCGGUUACGCAAGCUUUGGUCCAGCGACUCAUCAGACUCUCCCCACUGUACAUGGGUUAAAGAUCAAACUAGUCCGGCGAAAAGUACCUUGUCUCGCUAUCGAGCUGGAACAGGCUAGUAUCACCGGUCGUUCACGUGCUGUUUGGCACUUCCUUCCUGUUCAUGUCGUCCCGCCACGACUUUGGAACGAAUUCAUUGAACCUCCAGAUCCAGAUUUCGAUGUCAGCAUUUUCUUUCCUUCUGUCAAGAUUCUGAGACCGUUUGUUGACCGAAUGAAACGCUUCGCCAAAUUUAUAUUAAUCAGCGCUAAUGGCGCAGGUGAGCUGCAUCUCGGGGUGAAUGUAGAAACUUUAGCCCGUGUUCGCCUCACCUUUCGCGGACUUCGUGCUCGCAGCUGGCUUCCGGAACAUCAGUCGCGGUCUACUCAGGGGGCCGAUGGUGACAACUCAGAAGAGCCUCGCAGUGCUAUCUGGGGAGGCGAUGGCGAUGAUGUUACCCGGGGCACGUUUCGAGAUUCGCGACUCGAACUGCCCAACGAUAUAGACACUACGGCUUCGGAUGCGGCUGAUCAGCGUUUCGUCUCUGCCAGUCUGGAUAUUCGCCGGUUCGCUCAACUGAUGUCCAGUCCCCGUAUUCCUCUGUCCUGCUUUGUAUGCAAUAUAAUUCAUGACCACCUUGCCCAAUUCGUUCUGCUUUUUGAUAACUGCAAACUGAAAUUUAACAUGCCAGCGGUUAAUUUGUAAAGUUGUUUGUAUUUCGAGCUGUCCGUCCCCGCCCCCUGAUGUAUAUAGCCGAGAUUUAAGCAGAUUUAUGCAUUACUCACUGAUUCUAG